This is a messenger RNA of Folsomia candida, 2131 nucleotides long. RefSeq lists its product as uncharacterized. The transcript is spliced from 4 exons. NCBI's taxonomy places the organism in Eukaryota, Metazoa, Arthropoda, Collembola, Entomobryomorpha, Isotomidae. The coding region runs from base 819 to 1463 and encodes 214 amino acids. The record is from RefSeq and is a predicted model, not a curated record.
GAAACUUAAACAACAGCUAAACUGUCCGUAUAAAUACAUAUAUUGACAAUUAGGCAACUCUAUCCAUCUCAACAAUUGCUGUUUUUACUUCAUUAAUCUAUAAUUUCAUUUUAGUUAAGUUACCUAUUUAUACGUACGAAAGUACAUAAGUAUGUACUACAUACUAUGUAGGUACAUAUGUAUGUAUGUCCAUAAGUAAUGUGCCCAUAGUUUAUGUGUUUAUUCACCACAUUGUCGACCAAAGUAACAUGACAAGUAAAGAAGUUGAGUUUUUAACGUUGAAUAUCAUUUUUCACCAAUGAUUAAAUUAAAAUAUUGCUCGGAACUGUAUCCCCUCUUGGGAAUAUUAAAGAAAUAAGAAAUAUGUGCUUUAUUCGUCCUCCCGAACUGUGUCAUAUACAUAUUAUUUGCAUUAGAACCAUUCCGCAAAGUGUAACCCACGUCGAAAAACGAUAUCUUGCCUCUUUACGAGUUUGAUUGAUCAGUUACCUGCCUGAGUUGAAAAAAGAAAAACGUACCGUAUCAGUCCUUCACUUGUUAAUUUGGCGAAUCAUUCACCCUGAAUGGUUACCCAUUUGAACUGUUUGUGUGACGAGUUGACGUUGUUCAGUCCAAAAAAUAUACCUAAUCAUGCAAUUGAAAUACAUAACCUACGUACAUGUGUUCUACUAAUUUGAGAUACAUUCAGAAUAAAGUCCACGUACAACACAUUUAUCACAACAAAGAUUAAAGAUAUGAAAAAUAUGAUGAAACUGGGAUGAAUAAAAGGCCCUGAGAAUCUCAGUAAAUGCAUCAGUCUUUUCUGCAAACUUGUCGCCAUGAAAACAACCAUCGUAUUCAUAACGCUUCUCGUCACCGCCGUGAACUCUCAGUGGUUCGCUAACCCGCCAUUUUACGCCUCGCAGUACACCACUGUGGGCGUAGCGCGUGGCAUAAUUACCGACCCGGUGGGAGACUUGCUUAUCUUGGGGAGAAGUCUUAACGGGAUUGCGGUCGUGUACGAGAGAGACAAUGGCGAUGGCACGAUUGACGUGGUCAAUCAGAGAAUCGUUGUAGUCAACGGGCUCAACCUGAACCAUGGCGUGGCGUAUAGUAAUGGGUAUAUUUAUGGAGGGAGUGCUCGGAAUAUUUACAGAUGGCCUUACACUCCAGGAAACAGGACACAAAUCGAUAUCGGAGAGGAAAUCGUGGUCACAGGUCUCCCCGAAGGAAACCAUGAUUCACACGCAAUCGUAUUCGACGCACAAGGUCGACUCUAUUGCAGUAUCGGGUCCAGAAAUAAUAUCGAUCUGGACUCCAACCGGUCCAAAAUUCUGAGAUUUGAGCUGACAGGGAAUUUACCGAAAUUAUAUGAAGAAGGAGAGCUUUUUGCCGACGGUCUCAGAAAUGAGGGGGGUCUAGCCUUCGACAAUAACGGCACCCUGUCGAAAACGGUGCGGACAACUUAUACCGGGAAGAUUUAGGUGGUGACAUUCACGAUUUGAACCCUGCCGAAGAGUUCAACCGUUUCGACGGACCGCUCGCAGAACACUUUGGUUAUCCGUAUUGUUUCAGUACGUAUGGGUUACCUGGAUACGCGGCAGGGACACAGUUCGCGUGGCCCGAUUUUAUGAACGAUUCGAUCCAUAGUGACGAUUGGUGCAGAAAUGUGAACAAUAAUCGACCGCCCCUGAUUGCCAUGUCGGCGCACGAAGCCCCCCUUGGCUUUGACUUUUAUCGGGGUCAAAACUGUGGCAAUGGAGGUGGCGCGUUUCCGUGCAACAUGACAGGCGACGCCUUCGUUUCCUUCCACGGGUCUGUCAAUCGCACUCCGGCGUCGGGUUAUCGAGUCGCACGUUUCCCAUUCAACGCAGCCGGAAACGCAACGGGGGAGGAGCUCAAUGUCAUUAGCGAGCUGGAUGUGGCUGGGUGCGCCGACGGGCCGUGUAUUCGACCGGUCGAUGCCGCCUUUAAUGACAACGGUCAUCUCUUCAUUACUACGGAUUAUCCAGGAAUUAUUAUUCGCGUAACGUACGGAACCCCUGGACCACGUGUGAGGAGAAAUAUUGAUAGCUUGAACUAAGUUAAUGAUCCACUUGUUGCAAUUCGUACUUAAUUGGGAAAUUUAAUAAAAAUCAAGUUAGAAAGUUCA